UCAUUUAUAUACGGAACAAUUAUCAUUUGAAGGCGCUCCAACUGAUGGAAAAAGCUGCUUAAAUCGUAUAGUGGCCGCUGAUGAAUUAGGUCUUAGUCUAUUAUCAAUACACGAACAAAAAUUCUUAAUAACAAAUCGUUCAGAAUGGUUACGUAAUAAUUUUCUAUUAGUUUAUAAAGUAAUAUCAAAUUUAUCCACUUUAGAGUUAUUACGCGACUUUUGUUUACAAAUGCUUUGUCAGGAUCCUAAACUACUUUUAAGUGAUCAUUCCAUUCAUUUGGUUGACGAUAAAACUUUAUCUAUAUUAUUAAAAAUGGAUGCUCUUCAAAUGGACGAACUUUCUAUUUGGCAUAUAGUAAUUCAAUGGGGAAUUUCUAAAAUACCUUAUUUAUCUGAAUCAAAUGUUGCUUAUUGGACUCAAGACGAUUGGGAUCUCUUAAAAUCUCGUUUGAUAAAUAUUAUUCCUUUAGUUAGGUUCGAACAUAUCUCAAGAAGGGAUCUUUAUAAAUAUGUUAAACCUUUUUCGAAUAUUUUACCAAAAGAUAUUUUGGCCAUAAUUCCAUCUCAAGAAUAUGAUAACACACUUUCUAAUAAGUUGAAUAACGUUGAUAACAAAGAGAAUAUGGUUAAUGAUGAUAACAAAGAGUUCAUUUCUAACGAUAUUAAAGAUAGUAAAGAUAGUAAAGGAAGUAUGCUUAAUUUUGAUAACAAAGAGAUCAUCUUUAACGAUAAUAAAGGGCAUAUGCUUAAUGCGGAUGACAAAGAGAAUAUUGAUAUCAAAAAAAAUAUUGUUAAUGUCGAUAUUAACAAAAAUAAUUUAAAUGUUUCCAAUGUCAAACGUUCUCAACAAAUUGAUUCAAUAAUAAUUUCGAUUUCACAUCUACCUCAAAUAUCUGAUUGGAUUAAGGGUAACCCUGACGAUGGCUUUCCAAUUCACUUUAAUUUCUCCCUAAUUUUUAGAGCAAGUAGAGAUGGUUAUGCUCCUGGAACUUUUCAUAGAUGGUGUGAUGAUUACGGUGCACCUACAUUAAUUGUAAUUAAACUUACUGAUUCUUGUCAAAUUAUUGGUGGUUAUAAUUGUUUUUCCUGGAAAUCUCCUUUGAUAUUUGCAACCACUCAACAUGAUGAGCGUGCUUUUAUUUUUUCCUUAUGUGAUAAAGAUGGUAACAGAGAAAAAGCUAAAAUCGCUAGACCUAAACGAAUUAAAAAGAAACAUUAUAAUAGUAAAAAGUGCAAUUUGUUAUCUAAUAGUAAAAUGGGUAAUUUAUUAUCUAAUAGUAAAAUGGGCAAUUUGAUAUGUAAUAGUAAAAAGGGUAAUUUUAUGAAGGCAACAAAAGAUCAUUUCAUAUCACCGGGGCCAUCGUUAAAGUUUUCAAGAUUUCUUGGUCCUUGUUUUGGAAAAAGUGAUUUACAAUUGCAAAAUCGUCUUUGUUAUUUUAAACAACGUGAUUAUGAUGACAAUAUUACUGAUCACUCGGGACUUUUCGAAGUUGAUGAUUUUGAAAUUUUCCGUGUGGAAAUUUGUCAAAAAUAA
Molecule: messenger RNA, 1534 nt
Organism: Racocetra persica
Lineage: Eukaryota; Fungi; Glomeromycota; Glomeromycetes; Diversisporales; Gigasporaceae
Source: the annotation of a GenBank genome assembly